This is a messenger RNA of Macrobrachium nipponense, 537 nucleotides long. RefSeq lists its product as uncharacterized. The transcript is spliced from 3 exons. The coding region runs from base 1 to 537 and encodes 178 amino acids. The record is from RefSeq and is a predicted model, not a curated record. Gene Ontology annotation, molecular function: chitin binding. Gene Ontology annotation, cellular component: extracellular region. Lineage: Eukaryota; Metazoa; Arthropoda; Malacostraca; Decapoda; Palaemonidae.
AUGAAGGCCUUUGUAGUGUGUGCUCUUCUCAGCUUCGUAGCCGCCGACAGGCGACCAAGCAACGGGUAUGGAGCCCCUCCUGCUCCUCCAAGCAACGGCUAUGGAGCUCCUCCAAGCAACUCCUAUGGCCCACCUAGGAACUCCUACGGAGUAGAUCCUCUUGUAGCUAAAUUGGCACAGAACAUUCCUGGCGGCGGAGUUCCUGGAGAAGACUACCCUAUUUUGGCCUCCGUCCCUGAUACUCGUUUCUCCUGCGAUGCUCAGAAUGUCCCUGGUUAUUAUGCCGACACUGAUCGUCAGGCUGGCUGCCAGGUCUUCCACAUCUGCCAGGACAGGCCCAAUGGACGCCGUCAGCAGGACUCCUUCCUCUGCCCCAACGGCACCAUCUUCAACCAACAGUACCUCGUCUGUGACUGGUGGUUCAACUUCGACUGCGCUGACGCUGAAGAUUUCUACUCGGGCAACGAGCAGAUUGGGGUCGUUGCCUACGACCCUUACGGCAGAAGUCGCAACGGUAACGGAAACAACAUCUCCUAG